This is a messenger RNA of Temnothorax curvispinosus, 2920 nucleotides long. Its product is annotated as cationic amino acid transporter 4-like. Gene Ontology annotation, biological process: amino acid transport; transmembrane transport. Gene Ontology annotation, cellular component: plasma membrane. Gene Ontology annotation, molecular function: amino acid transmembrane transporter activity. Bases 8 to 1660 code for a protein of 550 amino acids. NCBI's taxonomy places the organism in Eukaryota, Metazoa, Arthropoda, Insecta, Hymenoptera, Formicidae. The record is from RefSeq and is a predicted model, not a curated record. The transcript has 7 exons.
UGGGGUGAUGUUCAGCUUCCUCGUGGCUGGUUUCGCUUCCAUUUUGGCGGCCCUUUGUUACGCCGAACUGGCCGCUCGAGUACCGAAAGCGGGCAGCGCGUACGUCUACACUUACGUCGCCAUCGGCGAGUUUUGGGCCUUUAUCGUAGGAUGGAACCUUAUCUUGGAGCACAUGAUCGGCGCGGCGUUCGUGGCGAAAGCUUGGAGCGGAUACGUGCAUUCGUUGAGAGGCGGUGCGAUUAGCAAUUAUACUCGCGACGUGAUGGGUGAGCGGACCAUAGGAGAGCAGGGCUCCAACCCGGACGUCCUAGCUGGCGGAUUAUGUCUGGUUUACGCGAUGCUCUUGGGAGUAGGGGUGAAGACUUCGGCAACGGUCAACUCGUUGCUGACCAUCAUCAACCUCGCGGUGAUGGGUCUGUUCGUCGUUCUGGGCAUUUAUUACGCGGACAUUACAAACUGGAGCAGCGAGGACGGUGGUUAUCUACCAUAUGGUUUCGGCGGCGUAAUCACGGGUGCAGCAACGUGUUUCUACGCCUACGUCGGCUUCGACACGAUCGCGACUGCCGGAGAGGAGGCUCGCGAUCCAAGUCGGAGUAUCCCAUUGGCGACGAUGCUCUCGAUAGCGAUAGUAAUUGUUGUAUAUAUGCUGAUCAGCAGCGCCCUGACACUGGUCGUGCCGUAUUGGGAGAUUAAUGUUACCGCUCUGCCGGAAGCCUUUUCGUCCAGGGGUAUCCCGUGGGCUAAAUAUGUGAUAAGCGUGGGUGCCCUUUGCGGAAUGACGACGACUCUUUCCGGAACCCUCAGUGAAUUGUCCCCCUCGGUGUGCCCUCUCAAAGUAAGUGGAGGGCUUAGUGCUUUAAUCGCUCUGAUGUUCGAUCUUAAACAUCUGGUGGAGUCUAUGUCGAUGGCGACUCUGCUCGCGUACAGUAUCGUGGCGAUUAGCAUUAUCCUGCUGAGGUAUCUGCCCAAGCACGAGCAAUCGUCCGGUCCAUCCGAGCAUCAGUUGUCCAGAGUUGGUAGGCACAGCAGUGGCUGUUCCUCGCCACCUACGGAGGAAGCGGACUCCAGCAGCAUCGCGUCUAAGUCCGAACUGCGGUGCGAUGGAUCUAGCAAAUUCAAGCCGCGAUACGCCUGGAUGGAACACUGGCUAUGGCUGCAGAAUUGCGGUACUUGUCACAUGAGACCUCUCAUAUGCGCUUGUUUGAUUAUUUACACGACAAGCUGCGGCUUCCUCAGUACUUUUAUGAUAAUAGCGUUUGAAACGUCAGUUUCGUUCACGAAGAGCGGUUACCUUUUUGCAGCGAGUUUUCUUCUGCUACCCAUCGCGAGUCUUUUCGUAAUUGCCGCUCACAAACAAAAUCCACCCACCGGGAAAUUCCAAAUACCGCUGAUGCCCUUGAUACCAGCGUUAAGCAUUCUCUUCAACGUCGUUCUGAUAAUGCACCUGUCUGCAAGGACGUGGGGAUGGUUUUUCAUAUGGAUGAUAUUCAUGGUGGUGGAAUACUUUCUAUAUAAAAAAGACGUCACUCCGCUAAACUCACAUUCCGGUUUGAUGGCCACCGCAGAAGCCGAGAAAGGCACAAAGUGGGGAUCUACGUUACAAGUUAACCCGAAAAGUGACAAGUCACCUAUUCCGAGCGUCCAAGAACUUGUUGACUAGAAAUAAGUUAUACAUUUUUAUCAAUUGUUUUCCUUAUCAAGCUCGCCGGUGGAGCCGUGGAAAUGGCUUAAAUUUUAAAAAUAAAAAACGUUUGAGCUGUCAACAACGAAAUAUUCGUACGUAAGACUGUAUGCAAUGCGAAUUAUAACGCAGUUUAGUGCAACGGAAUACAGAACAACAUAUUUAAUCUUUAACUUUUAUUAGUUUUAAUGCGGUUAACGCACAAUUAAUGCGCUCAGCUAUUUAAAUGACACAAUGUGUUUUAUAUGUAUUUAUUUUUCGAUUAUAUUCGUCACACUUGUUACUUCGGCGGCUCCACUUUACAUGUUGCUUGAAAUUCAAAGUUUAUUGAAUAUAUUUUGUAAAUAUUUUUCCUUUAGAAGACCUUUUUAACUUAUGCAUUUUGAACUCCUCGAGAAAGUUUUUGUCUGGUACAAAAAAUCUAUUUUCGUACUUAGCUUUAUCUUGUUCGACAGCGAUUCCAUAUGAAUUUUAAGCUCGUACUUUUACUUCUUAGCACGAUCAACGAAACAUUAUCGUUCUUUCCUGUCUAAAUGGCUAUUAUUAUGGCUAUUACACAAUCGCAAGAUUAAGCGAUAUGUGUUUUACGAAACAUUGUGUUUCGUGUUGCAACGAAUUCGGAGAGAAAUGUAACUUAUUUUAUAUUGUUAGUUUAUUUAUUAUAUAUUUUAUUACGUACAAAUUCGAUCAACGGGAACUUAUCAUUUCUUAUUUCGUAUAUUUCGUAUAUUUUAAUACAAGUAUCGAUUAAGAAUACGAUAGCAAGGAAACAUAUUUUCUUUCUGUUGUCAUGACAUGAAUGUGACUAAUCUGUCUCGUUAUCAAUAAUAUUUAAAUUUAAUAAAUAAUAAUUUUGUAUCUUGAUUUGGCAUAAAUUUACGUUCGUGCAAUCGAAUUUAGAAUUGUUUCUUGGGAACGGAUAGAUCUAAUGAUUUAUGAAUCAUUUAUGAAUCUCACAAUAGACUCAUUCUUAUUACAAUUGUGUGAGUUAAGAAUAAUUUAUAUAUACGUUAAAAAUGGAUAUUAUUUGUUCUCUUGAUUCAGUCGAUGUAUGAAAUAGUUAAGCCGCAAAGGAUAAUUAGAGCGUAACACGCUUCGCGAGAAAGAUUUAUUCUGAUACCAAAAAUAAUAUCUAUUUACGUAAUAAUGCAUUAUCGUUUGCAAUCUAUAAUUUGUGUGUAUUGUAUACACACGUAUUGUGCAUGACAAUAUAACGUAAUAUCGAUGUAUUAAACGAUA